AAACGAAGAGCACUUGAUAUCGGAGCAGGAAUAGGUCGUGUGACUCGAUCUGUACUGCUCCCUGUACUUGGUCCAACUUCAUUGGUUGAUAUGGUAGAACCUGCCUCAGGAUUUGUCAAUGCUGCUCAAGAGGCCUCUGGUCAAUGGAAAGGAAAGAUACAAAUUUGGCAGAUGGGUAUACAAGAGUUUUGGAAUCAAAGAAAUAAAUACGAUGUGAUUUGGUGUCAAUGGGUACUGGGUCACUUGACCGAUGACGAGUUUAUUGAAUUCUUCAGUCGAGCUUCGGAAGAGCUGGUCGGGAAUGAUGAAGGAGAACCUGGAUUGAUUGUCGUGAAGGAGAAUGUAUGUGAAGGAGAAGGAUGUGUAUAUGAUGAAGUAGAUGGUUCUGUGACACGGUCUGAUGCAGUUUUUCGAAAACUGUUCGACUUAUCAGGAUUGGUGCUGGUAAGGCAAGAUGUUCAAUUAGGGUUUCCAUCUGAAUUGUUUCGCGUCAAUCUUUAUGCACUAGAACGACCAAAAAGUAUUACAAAAAAUCAUCAAAGCCUCAAAUGA
Molecule: messenger RNA, 552 nt
Organism: Melampsora larici-populina 98AG31
Lineage: Eukaryota; Fungi; Basidiomycota; Pucciniomycetes; Pucciniales; Melampsoraceae
Exons: 4
Biological process (GO): N-terminal protein amino acid methylation
Cellular component (GO): cytoplasm
Molecular function (GO): N-terminal protein N-methyltransferase activity
Source: RefSeq, a predicted model, not a curated record